Messenger RNA from Aspergillus fischeri NRRL 181, 972 nucleotides. RefSeq lists its product as uncharacterized. Lineage: Eukaryota; Fungi; Ascomycota; Eurotiomycetes; Eurotiales; Aspergillaceae. The record is from RefSeq and is a predicted model, not a curated record. The transcript has 2 exons. The coding region runs from base 1 to 972 and encodes 323 amino acids.
AUGGCAGAUGCCCUCAGUAUUGUGGGUGCUAUUGCAUCAACAAUCCAACUGGUAGAUUUCACAGUCAAAAUUUUCGACCGUCUCAAUCACUACCUCCACCUCGUUGACGAAGUACCGGAAUCCCUUCGGGGUAUCAGGCUGCAUUUGCCACUCUUCAUCGAGGCAUUGCGACGCACACAGUCUCACAUUGAUCACGGCCACUACAACCCAAUGACUUCAGAUGUGCUGAAGUCCUUCGUUGACGAAUGCAAGUCACAAAUGAUCUUGCUCGAGGAUAUCCUCGUGAAGGUGACACCCGCUCAUGACGAUUCCAAGAUCAUAAGAAGUCGCAAAGCGGUUUGCAGUCUGAAGCAUGAAAAGGCCCUGAAGAAAAUUCACUUAAAUCUCUCAGGAUACAUAGAGAAGCUGUUGUUGUUUCAAAGCACAGUUUCUUCUGACUAUAUCAUGGUCAUGAUGAAGCCCAUGCUGAGUCAAAACUUUGUUCUUUCGAAGAGUUCGACCACAACCACGACCAGGGCAACAGGCGGGCUUGUAGCUGACAGCAAAAACAUAUGGGCUACAAACCCGGUGCCCCAGAAGACUUCAAAAGGUCUUGCAAACUAUUACAAGAACAAGAAGCAAUACCGAUUCUCACAUUUUAUGGGAUUCUAUUGGCUCGGUAUGCCCUGGGCCGUCCAAGCGAACUUGGACGCUUCAUGGGGAAGUUAUUGCUUCUCAAUUACUCCAAAUCUGCGGAUGCAACAGCUGGUCAAGCAUACCUCACCGGCAUUUGAAGUUUUCUGGAAGUGCCAAACAGACCGUCAAGAUAUCCAGUCAGCCCGUGAAGCCCUAUUCGAAUUGUUCAGCACCGGAACAGUCUCUCCACAAGAUGUUGACCCCGACGGGAAGACUUGGCUGGAGAUCCUUUAUGCCCGCGUCCUUGAAGUUGCCGUUCGCGGAACCGUUGUUUGGCUUUCCCGGAGCAUACACUGA